Molecule: messenger RNA, 3130 nt
Organism: Triticum aestivum (bread wheat)
Lineage: Eukaryota; Viridiplantae; Streptophyta; Magnoliopsida; Poales; Poaceae
Product: disease resistance protein RPM1-like
Exons: 3
Coding region: 380-3130 (916 amino acids)
Biological process (GO): defense response to other organism
Molecular function (GO): ADP binding
Source: RefSeq, a predicted model, not a curated record
GGUUUUAUUGGGUAAAAGGAACAAGGCGGACACCUCAAGUUGAAAAUCAAAUCGAGCUACUUGUCAUCAACAACAGGAUAUCACGAUAAAAGAUUCUUCGAAGGAUGAGCUUCUUAAUGCGACGGUACCAAGCUUAUUCAACAACCUUAGCUAGUUGUUUCACCAUGUCUCUGGAGAUACAAUCGAUGUUGUGGAUUUUUUUUGAACAGUCAUAUUGAGGAAAAAAUGGAGCUAAGUUUCCAGGAACUGUUACAUUGGCAAACUCUUUGACAAUAGAAUAUUCAUAUUGGCGAAUUGGCAGUGUCAUUCUGAUGGUAUCGAGGAAAAUACACAACUAGGCCACCACCCAACAGUGAUACACUAGCAAUUUCUGUAAGUAAUGGCAGAGAUCGUGAUUCUUCUAGCCAUUAAAAAGAUCGGAAAUGCCUUGGCAAAUGGAGCGGCAGACCAGACCAGCACUCAGUUUGCGAAGUACCGCAUGCAACUAAAGGAGUUACAGGGCAACAUGGGUCGCGCUGCGAGAGAGCUUCGUGUAAUGCAUGAUGUUCUUUAUCAAAUGGACAUUCGAAACUGUGAUGAUCAAGUAUACGAGGGCUGGUUGGAGGAGGUAAGGAAGGUAGCACAUGUGAUGGAGGACAUGGUGGAUGAGUACUUGUAUCUAGUUGGCCGGCAACAGGAUACAAGGUGUUGCUUUUACCUGAAGAAAGGGUUCAGAAAACCAAGAUCUCUGCUUUCUUUGAAUCAAAUAGCUUUCAAGGUGAAGGAAAUAGAGCAAGACCUUGCACACCUAUCAGAGACCAAAAAAAGAUGGGUUCCGAUGAUAAACAACGGGGAUACUAGCAGCUCAAAAUACAUCGUCAAGAGAUCCCAAGAUCUAGCAAAUAUUUCACGUUCCCUUGACGAAGAAGAUCUAGUGGGGGUGGAUAAAAACAGAGAAAAACUAGAGCAGUGGUUGGCAUGUGAUGAUUUGGAAUGCUCUGUCAUAGCCUUGCUUGGAAUGGGAGGGCUUGGUAAAACAUCUCUAGCUGCAAAUGUCUACAGGAAGGAGAGAGAUAAAUUCCAGUGCCAUGCAUGGGUCUCCAUCUCACAAAAUUAUUCAAGAGAAGAUGUCUUGAGGAAUAUAAUCAAGGAACUUUUUAGAGAUAAAGUCAAUGUCGUAUCUAAUACUGCGACCAUGGACAUCACAUGCCUUGAAGUGACACUGAAGAGAUUUUUGGAGCAACAGAGGUAUCUGAUCAUAUUGGAUGACGUUUGGACUCCAGAAGCAUUUGAUGACUUGUCUAGGGUGCUUAUUCAUAAUGACAAGGGUAGUAGAUUGAUAAUCACAACAAGGGAAGGCGAUGUUGCUGCACUUGCCUCCCGAGGACAUAUCUUAACACUAGAAGCUUUACCAGAAGAACUAGCUUGGGAUCUCUUUUGUAAGAAAGCCUAUCCAAGAGAUACAAAUCAUGAAUGUCCUGCAGAGUUGAAGCCAUUGUCCAGGGAAAUAGUUAACAAGUGCAAAGGCUUGCCUCUGGUUAUUGUGUCAGUUGGUAGCCUAUUGCGUGUGCGUGAGAAAACUAUAGAUGAAUGGAGAAGGAUAAAUGACCAAUUGAGCUGGGAGUUAAUUAAUAAUUCGAGGCUUGGUCACAUAAGGAAUGUUUUGCAUUUGAGCUUCAUCUACCUUCCAACACACUUGAAAAGUUGUUUCCUGUAUUGCAGCUUAUUUCCAGAAGACUAUCUUUUCAAACGGAAAAGGCUUGUACGGUUAUGGAUAGCAGAGGGGUUCAUCGAGGAGAGGGGUGAAAGCACUCUAGAAGAAGUGGCCGAAGGCUAUCUGAAGGAAUUGAUUGAUAGAAAUAUGAUACAACUUGUUGAGAGAAACUCAUUUGGCAGGAUAAAAGAAUUCAGAAUGCACGAUAUCUUACGUGAAUUGGCAGUUCAUCUAUGCCAGAAGGACUGCUUUGGUGUUACAUAUGAGGAUAAAUGUGGGAAAUCUCUUGAGAUGGAUGUACGUCGGCGGGUACUGCAUAAAGUAACGAAGGAUAUUUAUCAGACAUUAUCUGGUAUGCACCGAUUUAGAACUGUCAUUACAGUGGACAACAGCAUGCCAACGUUCACUAUACUACCUCUGCUUUGUAACAAGUCAAGAUAUAUGACAAUGUUAGAAUUUAGUGGUCUACCCAUUGAGAAGAUCCCAGAUGCUAUCGGAGAUCUUUUCAAUCUCCGCCAUUUGGGUCUACGAAAUUCAAAAGUGAAGAUGCUUCCAAUGUCUGUUGACAAGCUUUCAAAUCUGUUGACACUGGACCUUGCUAGAUCUGACAUACAUGAGGUGCCUAGUGGGAUUGUGAAAUUGAAGAAGCUUAGGCACUUAUUUGUCGAGAAAAAAAUUGAUCCAAAUUGGAGAGCAUUUAAGUGUUCCAGUGGUGUGCAUAUCGCCAGUGGUCUUGGAAAUCUGACAAACCUGCAGAUGCUCCGAGCAUUGGAAGCACAUGACGGAUCUAUUAGACAUUUAGGUGAGCUGAGGCAACUGAGAAGCUUGAGGUUGUGGAAUGUGAAGGGACUCUACUGUGGGCGCAUUAGGGACUCUCUAGUUCAGAUGCGGUAUUUGUCCAACCUUUCUGUGAGCGCAAGUGAUGAGAAUGAGGUUCUCUUGUUGAAUAUCCUGCCAAACCUACGAAAGCUAGUUUUGAGAGGACGACUGGCGGAAGGGGCGUUGAAUGAGUCUCUUCUCUUCCAACCUGUUGGGGAGCACAACUUGUAUAGACUGUCUCUAUCUUGGUCACAACUGAGGGGAGACCCUUUGCCAUCGCUUUCUCGGUUGUCUAAUUUGACGCAAAUACAUUUCACCAGAGCAUACAACGAAGAGCAUCUAGCAUUUCUCACGGGGUGGUUUCCCAAGCUGAAGACUCUUCAGUUGAGAGACCUGCCUAAUCUGAAGCAGCUAGAGAUACAACAAGGUGCCAUGGCAAGCCUGGAAAGAUUAUUCUUAAUCAACCUCAACAGCAUGAUGGAUGUCCCACCUGGCAUUGAGUUCCUCAUGCCCCUCCAGCGUCUCGGCUUCCACGAAAUCACAAGUGAUUUCUUGCUGCUGUUGCGCCAAUGUUCUGCAAUUCAAGGGACACAGUGGCAGCAUUCUCUCCGAGAAUGA